Messenger RNA from Pristis pectinata (smalltooth sawfish), 3540 nucleotides. It is a transcript of the gene nphp1, whose product is annotated as nephronophthisis 1. NCBI's taxonomy places the organism in Eukaryota, Metazoa, Chordata, Chondrichthyes, Rhinopristiformes, Pristidae. Gene Ontology annotation, molecular function: protein binding. Gene Ontology annotation, cellular component: cilium; cytoplasm. Bases 116 to 2284 code for a protein of 722 amino acids. The record is from RefSeq and is a predicted model, not a curated record. Gene Ontology annotation, biological process: protein localization involved in establishment of planar polarity. The transcript is spliced from 20 exons.
ACGUCGAACGUGUGCGCACUGACGUCACGGGCUGGAUGCAGCUGCCAUGGCGACGGCGUGAGGCGGCUUCUCUGGUUCACGGCGGCGGAGGCCUCGGACUAGGGACCGAGUGGCAAUGGCUUCUCUGCGGAAAGGGACGCUGCGGGUGGUGCAGGUGACCGCCGACAGCCUGCAGGGCCAGGUCGAUGCCUUACUAAAGAAAGUUAAACAUCCUGAAAAAAGAGAGGAAGCUUAUGAGAGUUGUAUUCAAAUAAAGCAAUCUGUUGAUGGAACUUUGGACGUUCUUCGGAAGUUGAAGAAGGCAAAUGAACUAACUCAUAUAAAUAAUUACGAUCAGCGGAAGCGAGCUGAGGAGAGGCGAUUGACAGGCAUGUCAGAACUGCUUCAAGAACUUGCUCGGAGACUAGAAAAAGAGCGUCUUAAGCAAAAAAUGGCUGAAGCUGAUAAGAACACAAAGGACAUGGCCACUGCAGCAAAACAGAGAACUAAGAGUGAUGAGGAUGAUGAAGAUGCAGAGGAAGGUGAGGAAGAGGAAAGUGAUAACGAUGAAGAUGAGGAAUCUGAUGGAGAUCAAGACACCACUAAACUAUUUGUUACAAUCAGUGACUUUCAGGCUCAGGAAGAACAUGAUCUGUCUUUUAAGAAAGGUGAAGUUAUAACAAUCCUUAAUCAAAAACCUGAUGGAUGGUGGCUUGGAAUAAAUGCUCAAGGAAAGAAAGGUCUGGUCCCUAAAACUUAUUUACAGGUAUACAGCAAACAGAGUCAGGGAACACCAAAUAAUAUUGAAGAUGACGAUGAAGAGGAGGAUGACGAUGAAGAGGAGGAUGACGAUGAAGAGGAGGAUGACGAUGAAGAGGAGGAUGACGAUGAAGAGGAGGAUGAUGAUGAAGAGGUAGAUGAGGAUGAAGAGGAAGCUAAAAGACAACAUGUUAAAAGAAAAGUACAUGAAGUGCAGAGUGAAGAAUCACGAUCACACAGGUUGGCUGUCAAAAAAGUUGUUUCAGAGAUUACUGCUGUCGAUAUGCUAAUGGAAAAGGGAGCCAUUCCAGAAGGAUUCAGAGCAUCUACUCUUGCACAGCUAUUAGCAGAAGGAAACAAAUUCCGCAUGAGUUACUUUCUGCAGCCUACGUUAACACCAUCCAAGUUGUACUUUAAAGACCUUCACUGGGACCAAGCACAUGGUGGUGUCCGCCCGAGAAAGACGCACAUAGAACUGAUGUUUACUCUGUGGAGCUGUAAAAUGAUUCCUUUGCCGGGGUCUGGUGUCCAGGUGCUAAGCAGACAUGUUCGCUGCUGUCUUUUUGAUGGUCUAAAGGUUCUCAGCAAUAUACAUACCAUCAGAGCAACUUGGCAACCAAAGAAUCCCAAAACAUGGACCUUUUCUCCAAGAGUUACAGGUAUACUUCCCAGCCUGUUGGAUGGUGAAUGUUUUGUGAGGUCAAAUUCCCAGUCUCCUGAUAUUGGUAUUCUGUUUGAAGUGGGCAUUUCCUAUAUUUAUAAUUCAACGGGUCACCGAGGGGAGUUAAGCUGCGGCUGGGUUUUUUUGCCACUCUUUACUGCUGAUGGCACUGCUAUUCCCCACAGGACCUAUGAAAUUGUAUUAAAUGGUGGAACACCUUAUGAAAAAGGCUUGGAAGUGGAUCCAAUACUCUCUAGAAGAGCUAACUUUUUUGAACAGAUUAUGGUGUCCAGGAAGCAACCUAAACUCUUAGUGAAGCUGAAGUCGCCAUCUGGUUAUAUGAGACAUAACCUGAACUUGCUUCCAGAAACUCUGGUUGGUCCCAAGUGCUACAUCCACCUGUUGGCCUUUUAUCGACAAUUACUUGCAGAAGCCCUUCUUAAAGACAGAAUUAAUAUGCAAAGUGCUGAUCUCAUCUGUAACCCAGUGCUGGCAACGUUUUCAGAACUUGUGGAACAAACUGAUAUUGUAGAUGCUCUAAGGAGUGCGUGGUCUGAAAAGGAAUUAACUGUGAAACGAUCUGAGAAGAGAGAUGAAGAAUUUAUGAAGCAUUUAUUUGUCCAAGUGUACCAUGACAGUGUAUACCCUCUUCUUCGUUCUACAACUCUCCCAGCAAACAAAUGGGCUGAUGAGGAAGUUGAAAUUAGCCGAUGGAAGGACAUAGCUAAUUUUUUACAACAAACCCAAGAGAAAAAUGGCUCACUUUACAGCUUACUUUCUCCAGAGCAUGCCUAUCAUGUUUUUGAUAUUUCAGAAAUAAGCUAUGAUUUCCUGGGAGUGACUCAAAAGGCUGUUUCAUCAACAGAGCCACAAGCCUGUCUAUAAAUGAGAAUGGUAUUAUUUAAGGCUGGUCAUCAAACAUUUAAUAAUUGGGAGAAAGGGAAUGAAAAUAACCAAAGAUUGCCAUUUUAGUUUUAUCCUUAUAAGCUCAGUGACUGUUGCUAUGAUGGUGGUAUUUCUGCAUGAUUUUAAGUUGUCAAAGGGCUCUUUUCCCGCUAAGAUCUGUCCUGGUAUUUCACCAGGUACUGUUUGCAGGUAAUAUUUCUCUGUAUCCUUUUGUACUCUUUUCAAAUCCUCAUCCAUCCAUUUUAAAUUAUCUUGUUGUUUCUGCUGCAAUAGUCGCUGUUAGUAAUACCUUUCAUGUAAGAAAUAGGAGCAGGGUUAGACAAAUGGCCCCUUCGAACCUGCUCUGCUAUCAUCAAGAUCAUGCCUGAUCUACUUCAAUACCAUUUUCUGCACUGUUCCCAUAUCCAUUGAUUCCCAUAAUGUCCAGAGUUCUAUUGAUUCCUGUUUUUGAAUGAACUCACUGAGCUUCCACAGCCUUCCCAAUAUUCAUCGGUAAUUAGCAAAUAUUUGGCCAUAAACCUUCCCAAAACUUUUCAUUAUCUUAGAAACCUUUUUCAGAUUUCCUACUGAAACCAUCUCUGUUCCUUUGGGGGGUGGGGGGGGGGGUGGAGGAAUUUGUGAUUUUCUUCAUAAUUAUUACACCUUGCACAAAUUCUGUGUAAACUUCACCAUACUGUUUCUACUUUUUUUUUAAAGUCCAUCCUAUAAUAAUGUGCACUGAAGCUCAAUCUUGGUAAUGUAGGCAAAGUAGCAUCUUGUUCCACAUUUAUCCACAUUGGGAUUUGAACCUAUGACCAUUGGGUUGCUAGUUUAAAAUCAAAGCCAGUCAACUGCUACACGCAGACACAAAUUUGUAGCUGCACACGAUAAUAGAGGUAUGUUGUGUGACUGAGUAGACAAAUGACAAUUUAGUAUCUUAUGGAUGUAUUGUAAAAAUCAGAUACAAUGUUCCUUGUUUUUGAGAGGCCUUACUUAUAGAACCCUUGUAUUUAUUUUAAAAAAAAGAAAGCUUUGCUGGCACGUUUUAUAUUGACCAGGGAGUGCGAGAAUAUGAUAGUUCCUUGUUUCAAGCUUUUCAUCUUAAAAGUGUAUAUUUGUACAGUUGACUUUUUUACCAUAAGUAUGAAGGUACUUUGUGCACUUAGAUAAGUGAUGGCUGGUCUUUUAAGGAAUGUUAUAAAAAUUGUAAUGAUUAAAAUCAACAUAUUUGGGAGAAAAAAUGUUCUAUAUCCUUG